Messenger RNA from Histoplasma capsulatum G186AR, 5667 nucleotides. RefSeq lists its product as uncharacterized. Gene Ontology annotation, cellular component: Scc2-Scc4 cohesin loading complex. Gene Ontology annotation, biological process: replication-born double-strand break repair via sister chromatid exchange; establishment of mitotic sister chromatid cohesion; regulation of gene expression. The record is from RefSeq and is a predicted model, not a curated record. Bases 1 to 5355 code for a protein of 1784 amino acids. Gene Ontology annotation, molecular function: chromatin binding. NCBI's taxonomy places the organism in Eukaryota, Fungi, Ascomycota, Eurotiomycetes, Onygenales, Ajellomycetaceae. The transcript is spliced from 7 exons.
AUGUGGCAGAUUCUCAAAGAUAUUGAGAUACAGCAAAGUCAACAACGCACCCUGAGUGUGGAGAACUUGCAUGUUUUCCAUGUUAGUGAGGGCUAUUCCAUUCUCCGCCCCGACGUCGGCCAACCUUCCCUCGCAAACCUAUCGAGCACCCAUGACCGCAAAGCUGCUGGGGAGAUUAUCGACACCCUUGACGACGAGACCCAAGCAAAUGCAGGCGAAUCUACUCGUCUAGAGACUACCCGCCGGCAUCUACAAGAGAUACUUAGUGGAGAUAUGACUGAAUAUGAGUUUAAAUUACCAUCACGAUCUCGAGUGACUCAUAAUUCCCUAAAGGCUCAACUACCAGAUACAGAAUCGUUGAGUCGAGGUCACCUUGGGCCCUUCGCAAAGAUGGUGUUAGAUAGCACAGACGUUCGUUAUCGAUACCCAUCUCCUGUUACCCCUAGCCCGAAAAAGAAGUUAAUAGUAUCGAAAUCCUUACCGUCGCCUACCUUAACCGAGAACGUUUCUGCAGCUAGGAUUCCAGAAUCUAGCCAUCAUACCGAAUCCAAAGCAACUCUCGGAUUGCAGAAGCCUAUGCAGAAGCCCGUCGUAUUGGUGCCCUCGUUGCCUUUGUCGUCACAGCCCAAUGAAUACGUUCAUAUUCGCGACCAGUCGCCUUCAAAAAGGAGGAAGCUGAACACUGAGGACGACGAGAAAUUGGCUGCAUUACGUCUAAAAGAUCAAAAGGAGGAGGCAGAUGCAGCCUUGGUAAAAUUACAAGAGCUUUUGCAGGAGGUCUUUGAAGCAGAGGAUCAACUUGAACCGGAUACGUCCGCAACCGAACCCCAAUCGUCAAGCAAAAUGUUUAGACUUCCGAAAGCGAUCGAUGGUCUUGGUCCAGUUUUAUCUUCUGAGACACACUCUUUGCUCCAAACAGCGAUGCAAAAGGUUACUGGCUAUGGACGACUUCGUGACAUUCCAACGGAGUAUUUGAACCGCAUCCAGAAGCUCUGCGAACCUCCCGUGAUUUCUGCCCAGACUCCAGAUCUAAAACUAGAGCACGUUCCCGCAGAAUAUGAUACAGAGAUGUGGCUUAGAAAGCUUGAUGACAUGCGCAACGCGCUGCUGGCAAUAUGCACUUUACUUCAUACAAUGUCAGGAGAGGUGACGAUAAAAGAUUUGUGUCCAGAAGAUGUUAUUCAGGCUAUUCCGAACGUCCUCAACCAUGUUUUCGACGAUUGCCUCAUUCCCGUUGUUGAAUGCCGGCCUAAUGCUAGAGAUGCGGAACUGUUUACCUUUUUCUCAGCCCAUAGGAACAUUCUUGCCGGCUUGGUUCACCAAACGAAGAAAGUGCUACACCUGCUAGCUCGUUUCCUUUCCAAUGUUGAUGUGGCCGAAGGAACUAUCACGGCUACUGAAUUCCUUGCAACAAAGCUAAUCUUUGUCGAAAAUGCUCAUAGUGAUAGGGAUUCAACCUUGGGCUUCCAAAAGUAUGAGGCUGUUCGAAGGGGUUCUAUGGAUGUGCUAGCAAAAAUAUUCGCAAAAUACCCGGAGCAGCGCCCCUUUAUUCUUGAUGAAAUAUUGGUGUCGUUGGAGAAGCUUCCAUCUACAAGGCAGAGCGCUAGGCAAUUCAAACUUAUAGACGGGAAGCAUAUCCAGUUACUCUCUGCCCUCGUAAUGCAGCUCGUGCAGACAACUGCAUUACAAAAGUCCUCGAAGGGAUCGAGAAGGCCGAAGCGCCGUCUACUUCUUCCUAAAUUUGGUCAGGGUGAAGGCUCGGAAAGUGAAGAUACCGACGAUGAAGCUGAUGAUGAUGGACCUAGGAGGGGCACGCCCCUGGAAUUGCUUUCAGAUAAAGUCGAACCACUCUUUGAUAAUGCGUUACGUAGCGCACAGUAUAUUACAAAAUUUAUCGUUCAGCGGGCAAUGACAUCCACCAAAACCGGUGAUCAGCCAUACAGGAAUCUUCUGGAUCUUUUUACCGGAGAUCUCGUCAGUGUCCUUGGUUCGACUGAUUGGCCGGCUGCAGAGCUUUUGCUGCGAGUUCUCGCAUCGCAAAUGAUUGGGCUUGCAGACCAUGAUAAGAGCCCCGCAAACGCCAAAAAUAUGGCUCUUGAGCUUUUAGGAUGGAUGGGAUGUGCGAUUUCUGAUCUUACUUCCUCCGUACAACAUUUAAUUCCCAGUAUGGAUGAAGGGGAUUCAGAGUUAUCUGAUUAUCUGCGGCAGCUAUUUGAUGAGCACCUGAAUCGGUCAUUACAUGCAGAAGAUGUCGUGUCUGUCGAUGGGCCAUAUCGAAUAGUUCUUGAGAAUCUCCAGGAGAGGGAUCUUGGAAAUUGGCAGCUUUCUAGCGCUCGGGGAUAUGUUCUUGCUCAGUGGGCAAAAAAUGUAUGCAGUUUCUAUUACGAUCCGGAGAAUAGGGGAAAUACUUCCGACGGCGAAUCAGUCGACCAUCUGGCGCGGACUCUGCGUAACAUGCUUUCAGACCCCAGAUGGCUAGAGUCUCACAAUAACUUUGAACGUAUCGGUCCACACCAUGCUCGUUUCGCAUAUCUUUUGACUCUCCUCCAUAUGGGGUUCUGCAAAGCGUUCGACAAAAUCCUCAAGGUUCUUUUAAACUCCAUUACCAGCGAUCAAGCCAAAGUCCGAAGCCGAAGCUUGAAAAGUGUGAUUCAAAUGUUGGAGAAGGAUCCGACCCUUCUAGACCGUGAUGACUCCGUAACCACGUUGAUUCUCCGAUGCUCUACCGAUUCUUCACCCAUGGUUCGAGACUCGGCACUCUCGCUUAUUGCAAAGUGUAUCACUCUUAGACCGGCGCUUGAGGAGGACGGCUGUCGUACCAUUUUAUCUUGCUCAGCAGAUCCAACUGUCGGUGUUAGAAAACGCUGCAUUGGCUCCUUGAAGGAUAUUUAUCUCCAAACGUCACGUAAAGACCUGAAAAUUGCCAUUGCUGACAAUCUGUUACAACGCAUUACGGACAUGGAAAGCAGUGUCGUUACACAAGCUCGCCAAGUCUUGGAAGAAAUCUGGUUUGGUCCAUUUCACCAUCCAAUUGACUCGAUCCAGGAUUCACCUCAAACUAAAGUCUCCUUGGGAGAAUUGGUUGAUCUUAUUGUCGGGUCCGUCGAGAAAAGCGAUGCAAUCGUUACCGCUUUUGAAAAGUUUGUCAAAUCCAUACUCUCCGACGACACAAAGGCAGCAUCCGCCAAUUUCAAAGUGUGCAAAGCGAUUGUUGCUGCAAUGUUUGAGCGAAUCAUAGAUCAUGCAGAUUCACCAAAUAAACCGACCCUCCAAGCGCUCCUCCAGUCCGUUACGGUGUUCGCCAAAGCGAAUGCGAAGCUUUUCACUCCUGACCAAUUGGAAACACUGCAUCCCUAUAUUGGCCACCUCUCCACAGCUGACGACCUGCUUCUUUUUCGAUCUGUGGUUGUCAUAUAUCGAUGUGUUCUACCUUACCUUUCUACCGCCCAUAAUACCCUUCUCAAAGAAAUUCAAAAUGAUCUUUUCAAGAGCGUUUCGAAGCUAGCUAGGACCGAGCUUAAUGAGGUAAUGGCAUGCCUUUGGACGAUCGACAGGGUUUUACAAAAUACCGAACGCCUUGUGAAACUUACCAUAUCCGUCCUCAAGGGUAUUGCUCAGGCGAAAACUCUAAACUUCGACAACUCAUCAAAAACAGAUGCUCUAGGGAGGGUGAGAAGUUACAUUCGAAUUGCCGGUUGCGUUGGGAAGCAUUGUGAUCUGGAAAAAUAUUAUAAUUUUUUCAGGCAAUCAUUUCCUACGACGCAGGCCACGUCUGUUUCUGGCUUAAUGGUUAAUUUCAUAGCCCCCUUUGCUCUUCCUCAGUAUCCACUUGAACUGCGAAUAAUGGCUUUGGAAAGCUUAGGCUCAAUCUGUCAAACUUGGCCUGCGCAGUACAGCCAGCAACAGGCAAGAGUGGCUUUAUCUUCGGUGUUCGAGGGAGACAACCCGGAUUUACAAAAUAUCAUCUUGAAGUCAUUCCUAGAGUUUUUUUCUAUCCAUGAAGGGAAGGCUGAGACGUUGGUACAAACUAAUGAUUCAGCAGCCGAUGCUGAGAGCUCCGCGAGAUUGGCUGGUUCCUUGAAGGCGAGCGAGAAUGAUGGAGCAGCAGCAUUGAUUGCCCAGCAAUUUCUCCAAAACAUGCUCCACGCGGCACUUUCAAAGCAGGAUACCUACGCAUUGACGGCAAUUGAGCUGAUAGCAAGUAUUAAUCGCCAGGGCCUUAUUCACCCCAAAGAAUGUGCUGGGGUAUUGGUAGCACUGGAGACGUCCACAAACCCGACAAUCAGCAAAAUAGCCUUUGACACUCACAAAAUGCUGCACGAACAACACGAAUCCAUGUUUGACCGAGAGUACAUGAGAGCAGUUCAGGAUGCAUUUCAUUAUCAGCGGGAUGUCGUGGGAGAUCCAAGUGGGGCUUUUGUUCGCCCGUAUACUUCGAAACUUGCGCCCCUUUUCGACAUCAUCAAAGUCAGCAAUAGCAAGUACCAGAGAAAAUUUCUAACCAAUCUCUGCACAAAAGUCGAUUUUGAACUUCGCAAACUUGACGUUUCGAAGGAUCCCCCAGAACACUUGCUCCUAUCUAGAUUCGUUUCUCAAAAUAUCGCAUUCUUUGAGUAUGCACAAAUUGCGGAAAUACUCCCUACAAUCGCUUGCAUUGAGCGUAUAGUUGCUGCAACAGGAACAAUUGUAGCUCAUGCAAUCGAAACCGAUUUGUUCCAAAACACGAUGGAGCCAAUCAAUGGCAACUCAAACGCAGCACAAUCUCGGACUAUGGAUGGGUCCACUGUUUCCGAAGAGGUUGCUGCCGUCCCUACUACUUCAUCAGAGGUAGCAGCCGCUGGUAAGUCAAUCGAUGGUCAGUUGUUGAGACAGUUGGCUACUGCAGCGGGUUCACUCCUGAUGCUCUGGGAAGCUCGGUCGUAUCUCCGUCGCCUUUACGGCAUUAAUUUUCAUGCACGGCAAAAGGAAGGGAAGGGAAGCGCCAAGGAACUUAAUCGGCCACCGUCAAAAGUCCAGGGUGUCACCGGUGACCGGUUUUGGGAAGUGGUGUCCAAUCUCAUGCACUGCCUUGACAGCACAGAAACAAUGGUAACCACAUGUCGAGAUUUUGCACUAUUGCUAUCGAUCGACGAUGAACUCAAAGUGGCUGGAGACGAUGAUCGGGGGAGCCAUGACACCACAGGAGAGGGUGAUGAAAUGGGCAUCCUCCUCGCAGCCGCAGGCAAUUCGAAACCGGGAAAGCGCAAGAGCUCUGUCUCUGCUGGUGGCACUCCGAAGAAGAAAGCUAGGGGUAGUAAACCCCUUGGCAAAAAGAGAAUGAGCACUGAUAUCGACGAUGAACUGGCGAGUGAUUGAGGAGUUCGGCGUGUGGAGUUUUAGAAUAGACUGGGGGGAUUUGAAUCGCAGACGUCGAAUACUUAUUUUUCCAUUCAUAUAUUAUUAGCAUUGAUCAAAAGCAAUCUUCUCAAGGCUGGUGGGGAGAGUGGUUUGAUGCUUAGCUAUCAAGGAGUUGCGGCAAUUACUUUAUUCAGUGGUGCUGUAUUAUAUUUAGCACAUUAUUUCUAGCGAUUGCUCUGGGGCUUCGCUAAUUUUGUUAUCAUGCAUGGACAUACAGUUAAUAUAGCAUAUCAUAGAUGAGAUAAUUAAAAUACGGGAAAUCUCUUCACU